GGCCUUGGUGCUCUUGCGCGCAGCAGCAACGCCGCGCCGCGGCCCCGACCAGGAAGUGAAUGUGAAGAAAAUAAGCAACUGUGGAGGUAGAAUGACAUAGAGGGGGAGAGGUGGGAGAGAAACGAGCGGAGAAAGAAGAGACUAUCGGAGGGAGGGAUCGACCCUGUGUCUUUGGACCUGUACAUUCAGCUGCUUCUGCUUCCUCUCUGGGAUUCACUGACUUCACCGCCAAAAAAUGCUUAUAAAGGAAUUUCGAGUGAUUCUUCCUAUCUCUGUGGAAGAGUACCAGGUGGGCCAGCUCUACUCCGUGGCUGAGGCCAGUAAGAAUGAGACCGGCGGAGGAGAAGGAGUGGAGGUGCUAAAAAAUGAGCCCUAUGAGAAAGAUGGAGAGAAGGGACAGUACACACACAAAAUCUACCAUUUGCAGAGUAAAGUGCCGUCAUUCGUCAGAAUGUUGGCUCCUUCUUCAGCUCUGAACAUCCACGAGAAGGCCUGGAAUGCAUACCCAUACUGUCGCACAGUUAUCACUAACGAGUAUAUGAAAGAUAACUUCCUGAUCAAGAUCGAGACAUGGCACAAACCUGACACGGGACACCUUGAAAAUGUACACGGUUUGGAUGCAGAAACCUGGAAGAAGGUGGAUGUAGUCUAUAUUGAUAUUGCAGACAGAAGCCAAGUGGAUUCGAAGGACUACAAGCCAGAGGAGGAUCCCUGCAGGUACAAGUCAGUGAAGACAGGACGAGGCCCUCUAGGACCAGACUGGAAGAAGGAACUUCCAAACAAGAAAGACUGCCCACACAUGUGUGCCUACAAACUGGUCACCGUUAAAUUCAAGUGGUGGGGCCUGCAAAAUAAAGUGGAGAACUUCAUUCAAAAGCAAGAGAAGCGUUUGUUCACUAACUUCCACCGUCAGCUGUUCUGCUGGAUCGACAAGUGGAUUGACUUGAACAUGGAGGACAUUCGUCGCAUGGAGGAGGAGACGCGCAAGGAGCUAGAUGAGAUGAGAGUGAAGGACCCAGUUAAAGGGAUGGUGGCUCUAGAGGACUGAGGUUGUGUUGGACCGUGAAUGCUGCUGCUCAUCAG
Molecule: messenger RNA, 1083 nt
Organism: Labrus bergylta (ballan wrasse)
Lineage: Eukaryota; Metazoa; Chordata; Actinopteri; Labriformes; Labridae
Gene: pitpnab
Product: phosphatidylinositol transfer protein, alpha b
Biological process (GO): phospholipid transport
Cellular component (GO): cytoplasm
Molecular function (GO): phosphatidylinositol binding; phosphatidylcholine intramembrane carrier activity; phosphatidylinositol transfer activity
Source: RefSeq, a predicted model, not a curated record